AUGGACGAAGAUCAAUUGCUGGACUAUGAGGAAGAGCAAGAAGAAGCAACUGAUGGUAACAAAGCGGAAAAUGGAUCAGCAACGGAUAAAAAAAUCAAGGGUACUUACGCUUCUAUUCACAGCAGUGGUUUCCGGGAUUUUCUUUUGAAACCAGAACUGCUGCGGGCAAUUGUGGAUUGUGGUUUCGAACAUCCUUCGGAAGUACAACAUGAAUGCAUUCCGCAGGCUAUUUUGGGCAUGGAUAUUGUUUGUCAAGCAAAGUCAGGAAUGGGCAAAACAGCUGUAUUUGUUUUGGCAACUUUACAACAACUUGAAUCUGUCGAUGGUGAGGUGUCUGUUCUGGUAAUGUGUCAUACGCGUGAGCUGGCGUUCCAGAUUUCGAAGGAAUACGAGCGAUUCAGCAAAUACAUUCCUGGUGUUCGAAUUGCUGUAUUCUUUGGUGGCAUACCAAUCAAAAAGGAUGAAGAGACACUUAAAAACAAUACACCGCAUAUCGUUGUUGGAACUCCCGGACGUACCCUGCAACUGGCACGUCAAGGAAGCUUGAAAUUGAAAAAUAUCAAAUAUUUUGUUUUGGAUGAAUGCGACAAAAUGAUUGGUGAUAAUGAUAUGCGACGAGACGUUCAAGAAAUUGUGAAAAUGACGCCACAAGAGAAACAAGUGAUGAUGUUCAGCGCUACGUUACCAAGGGAUUUGCGAGUGGUCUGCAAAAAAUUCAUGCAAGAUCCGAUGGAGGUAUAUGUCGAUGAUGAAGCAAAAUUAACAUUACACGGAUUACAGCAGCAUUACGUGAAACUGAAGGAAACUGAGAAAAACAAAAAAUUGCUUGAAUUACUUGAUCAGUUGGAAUUCAAUCAAGUUGUAAUUUUUGUGCGAUCUGUGCAGCGCUGUGGUGCUCUGCAUACUUUGCUAUCCGAACAAAAUUUUCCAAGCAUUGCAAUUCAUCGUGGUAUGCCGCAAGAGGAACGUCUGUCACGAUAUCAGCAGUUCAAAGAUUUCCAGAAGCGUAUUCUUGUUGCAACGAAUCUUUUUGGUCGUGGUAUGGAUAUUGAACGCGUGAAUAUUGUGUUCAAUUAUGAUAUGCCAGAAGAUUCAGACACAUAUUUGCAUAGAGUGGCACGUGCUGGACGUUUCGGUACCAAAGGAUUGGCGAUAACGUUUGUCUCAGAUGAAAAUGAUGCAAAAAUUCUAAAUGAUGUACAGGACAGGUUUGAUGUGAAUGUUACUGAAUUGCCAGCUGAAAUCGAAGUCGCAACAUACAUACUGCUAAUGGGUAUACCUGGUUCCGGCAAGACAUAUUUGUGCGGAGAAUUGAAAGCGAAGCUUGGCGAUGAAAUUUGCUCCACUUUUUCAUACGAUGAUAUCUUCAACGAUGAUGGUUUCAUGGAAUACAUGUGGGGUGAACAAUGUGCCAAUGGAAGUAUACUGAAAAUGUAUGGUUUGAAUGAAUGUACAAAUGUUCAUAAUGAACGAAAAAGAUGUGAAAAUCGGAUAAGAGAAUUCUUGAAAGCACAGCUAACGAUUAAAGAUAUUGUACCACCGGUAAUUGUGAUAGAUGAUAUAUUUUACUUGAAAAGUAUGCGAAGGCCUUUUCGUAGAAUGUCAACAAUGUAUCAUCUUCCAUAUUUAGUCGUAUUCGUAGAUGUACCAAUUGCUACAGCUCUAACACGGAAUAUGCAACGUCCUAUAAGAUGUCGCAUAUCAGAAUCAACCAUUCGAAAAAUUCAUCAACAAAUGGAAUUGCCAUCAAAUUGUGGUGAUAGCUUCAUCAUCUAUCAAUCAAUAGAUGAUUUGAAAUCAUUAGUUGAAUAUAUUGAUCGUAUAAGAUGGAAAACAAACCUAUGGAAAAACUCGAAUAAUGUUAAAUUGGGAAUAUCUGAAAAAGACAAGGAAAGAUCAUCAUCAAAUGAUGAUGACAGGAAAUGGAUGAAAUUAGAAAUUGAUCUGAGAAGAUGUAUUAGUGAAUUGAUUCGAGAGAAAAAUAUCGGCAAAGAUGGUAAUCUAUUAGCAAAAAUAAAGAAAAGCCUUUAUUGGCGGAUACGAACAAAGGGCACAAUUAACUGGGAUAUGCAAGAAUUAAGAGAUAUUCUAUGGAAAGAAUUUCAGGUUUGA
Molecule: messenger RNA, 2112 nt
Organism: Acanthocheilonema viteae
Lineage: Eukaryota; Metazoa; Nematoda; Chromadorea; Rhabditida; Onchocercidae
Source: the annotation of a GenBank genome assembly